Messenger RNA from Cajanus cajan (pigeon pea), 1173 nucleotides. RefSeq names its product protein CTF7 (gene CTF7). Lineage: Eukaryota; Viridiplantae; Streptophyta; Magnoliopsida; Fabales; Fabaceae. Gene Ontology annotation, cellular component: nucleus; chromatin. Gene Ontology annotation, molecular function: protein-lysine-acetyltransferase activity. The record is from RefSeq and is a predicted model, not a curated record. Gene Ontology annotation, biological process: mitotic sister chromatid cohesion.
GCAGAGGGAAAGAACAUCCGCUGAAUCGCAAAUGCAGUCCAAGAUCAGCGCUUUCUUCAAAUCUACCUCCGCUUCCACUACUCUCCGCAAUGACGACGACUGGGAGAACCAGCAACACCACAUCAUCAACACCUACACCCGAACCCGUCCCAACCCUAACGCCGUUACUUCGCCUUCCAAAACAGAACGGACCUCAACGCUCGUCAAAAACAAGAGAAGCUACGCCCAAUUCCACCUCGAUUUCGGCCAAUCCGAUUUCCUCUUACGCGCCUGUCCCACCUGCGGCAUAAAGUUCACUCCCGGCGACCCACACGACGAUAAAUCCCACAACGAAUUUCACAAAUCCUUCACGCACGGAAUCCUAUUCAGAGGUUGGUCCAAAGAAACGCUUAUCCCUCUCCCCAGCGUAGAAUCGGGUCGAAUCAUAUUGGUGGCAGAAACCGACCCGUCUUCUCACAGAAAAAAAGCUGAAGAGGUCAUCAGAAUGAUGGAAAUUGAACUUGGAAGCGAAUGGAUACUUCACGAUCUCUGUAAGGUGUAUCUCUUUGUUUCUGCCCAAAGGGUUGUUGGGUGCCUCGUUGCAGAGCCAAUCAAAGAAGCAUUCAAAGUUGUGUCUCCUUCUGUUGAUAGCGUGAAGAAAAGGAGAGUGAAGCCACGUUCCACCACUCUUCAGUUUGGGAAUGUUAUUUUCCAAAGGGAGGUUGAGAAAAAAGUUGCUUCCGUGAGUGAUUCCGAAAGGAUGGAGGGGGCCAUCUUCUGUGAUACCAAACCAACCGCUGCUGCUUGUGGAAUUAGAGCCAUUUGGGUAACUCCCUCUAACAGAAGAAAAGGCAUUGCAACCCACUUGCUUGAUGCCGUGAGGAAGAGUUUCUGCACGGGUCUUGAGCUUGAACCUUCUCAAUUAGCAUUCUCUCAGCCAACCUCAGCUGGAAAGGCAUUAGUAACAAGUUACACUGGCACUGGAUCAUUUUUGGCGUAUUAAAGCCAACAAAACAAUUCAUUAGUGAUUAUGCUCUGACACAUCAAGCCAAGUUUUGAUUAGUGAUUACUUCUGUUGACUGUGAUUAUACACAAAACUAAACUAUUAUUCUUGUACAGUAUAACUUUUGUAUGUAGGCUAUGUAUCCGUGAUCUCUUUGUUUCUUAUUGCUGCAUGGCUUUUGUCGUUGAGUU